AUGAAUAAUAAAAUACUAGACUUUGCUUUUUAUUAUGUGGUUGGUAAAGGUACAAUAAAGAUAACGUCAUGUAAAAAAGCAGGUGCUAUUUUUGUUGCUCAUUACGUAACAAACAAAUCAGUCACAGUUAUGCUUGCUGGUUCAAUAGCAUUAAGUACUCAUUUUUAUGAUGCUGAUAAAAAUGCACGGAAACAUAAUAUAACAUGUUAUCCUGAAACAGCUAAUUCAUUUAAAAAUAAAUUUAAAUCAAUUAAAUUCGAUGCACCUGUUGUCUAUGGUGAAAUUAAUAGCUAUCAUUUAAUAUCGAGUCAAGGACUGGCAACAUCAAUUGAAUUUGUUUGCAAACUGUUAUCACAUUAA
Molecule: messenger RNA, 360 nt
Organism: Rotaria sp. Silwood2
Lineage: Eukaryota; Metazoa; Rotifera; Eurotatoria; Philodinida; Philodinidae
Source: the annotation of a GenBank genome assembly